Messenger RNA from Drosophila virilis, 1506 nucleotides. Lineage: Eukaryota; Metazoa; Arthropoda; Insecta; Diptera; Drosophilidae. The record is from RefSeq and is a predicted model, not a curated record.
AUGAAACUGUGCAUAACGCUCUUUUGCCUAGGUCUGGUCCACUUGGGCGGCAUCAGUUCUGCCGAAACUUACCAAGAGGCGGCCGGCAGAACAAUUGCUAUUCAUGUGCCGGAGCAGAGCUCAUCGAGUGGAGGCUACAAAGGAGAACCGAAAUACUUGCCGCCGGUUUAUCUCUAUCCCCCACCUGGAAUUGAUUGUAAUUGCCCGCCGGGUCCACCGGGCCCGCCCAGUCGUCCAGGUAGACCGGGCAGACCCGGAAAUCCGGGCACUCCCGGCAGUCCUGGUCCAGUUGGACCCAAGGGUGAUGCCGGUACCCCAGGCGAACCUGGCGAAAAGGGAGACAAGGGAGAUACGGGCGACAUAGGCCCACCAGGACCCACGGGUCCACCAGGCAUAAGUUUACUUCGCCUGAAUGGAGAUGCGCGCUUGGUGACUCUGUCCCUAGACGAGGGCUUCGAUUCGCUUGAGGACGAAAACAAUUACUCUAUUUGUAAUUGUCCGCCCGGGCCACCUGGACCACCAGGUCCUCCAGGACACUCAGGCGAUCCAGGAAAACCAGGAUAUCCAGGGUCGAAAGGUGACAAGGGUGAUGAGGGCGAGAAGGGUGAGAAGGGCGACAAAGGAGAGAAGGGCGACAAGGGCCACACCGGUGCGCAAGGAGCUCAGGGACCACAAGGUACGCAAGGACCUCAAGGCCUUCCUGGAGCUCCAGGUCCACAAGGUUCUCAGGGACCGCCAGGCUCCCAAGGAUCCCAGGGAACACCAGGCUUACCAGGAUCACCAGGUUCACCAGGUUCUCAGGGACCUCUGGGAUUACCAGGCUCUUCGGGAUCUCCGGGCUCACCGGGAGCGCCAGGCCCUCUAGGACCAGCGGGACCGCCAGGACCUCCAGGACCACCAUCGCCCACAUGGCCCAUACCACCACCUCCACAUCAUCACCAACCGCCGCCAAUCAUUUACCCUUACCCUUUACCGCCAUACAACGGACAUCCAUCUCAUAAGGGAGACCAUCAUCACCAUCAUCACCACGAGCAUAAGCCGCACGAUCAUCAUCAUAAAGGAGAGCAUCACUCGCAUGAGCAUGAGCCGCACGAUCACAAUCAUAAAGGAGAGCAUCACCCACAUGAUCCGCAUGACUCGCAUGAUUCUCGUGAUCCGCAUGAUCCCCAUAGGCCUCACAAGCCCCACAGGCCCACAAGGAAACCUAUGACAACUGAUCCCGGAGUAAGGAAAUUCCAUACCCUGGAAUCUGCUCAGCCACAAGAAAUUACAACAGACUCUUCUGAAACUGAAUCGGAAAAUGUGCAGCGAAAUGAAGAGGAGGAUAUAAGAAGCGAAGAAGUCGAAGAUAAUGCUGUGGAGGUGCCUGAAGAGGAUGCGGCGCAAAUGAAAGAUUCUCUGAGGCACGACUCCGCAGAAAUAAAAUCUGAUGCAGCCGAACAGGCUAAGGAGAGCGAUGAAAAGUUUGAAGAUCAAGAAGACGAUUCAGGAAAGAAGUGGAAAUAG